CCCCCGUCCCCUUUUACCCCCUCUCCUCGCUUUGGCCCUCCCCCGUUCGGCGGCCGACGGCGAUCCUUGGCGUCCCGAAGCUCCUGCCCUCCUCCUCCUGGGUCGUUUGGCUUCGUUCGAAGACCCCAGCCCCACUUUUGCAUCCCCUCCAGUCAUUACGGGAUUUCUUCGUUAUCUGACGGGGGUCCCGGAUCCUUCACCCCGCGCUUUUCGUUUGCUGCAACGUUUAAUGGGGCAGCCGGCCCUUUUGGGGUCGUUGGUGCAGGGUUACGUUCCGUCCCUCAUCCAUUCGUGGUUGGUUCUGGGUUUGGAACCGGGUGAAGCAGAGGAGGUGGCGAAACCCACAGUGGGGCGGCGGGAUCGAGGGCGGGGGGGGGCGUAUGAAGAACGGGGGCUGUGGGGUCGAGAACGGGGGCAGGAUCGAGAAGGGGGGCUGCAAGGUGGAAAACAGGGGCUGUGGGAUCGAGAACGUUGUCAGCAGGAUCAAGAACAGGGGCUCCAAGAUGAAGAACAGGGGCUCCAAGAUGAAGAACAGGGGCUGCAGGAUCAAGAACGUUGUCAGGAGGGUGAAGAACGGGGGCAGGAUCGAGAACUGGGGAUGCAGGAUCGAGAAUGGGGGCAGUGUGAUCUAGAACAUUGUCAACAGGGUGGAGAACUGGGGCAGGAUCAAGAACUUUGUCGAUUGGAUGGAGAACGUGAACGGUGUCAACGGGAUCGGGAACAUCAAGGGUGUCAGUGGGGUCAGGAACGUUGUCAACGGGAUCAAGAACAUCACCAGGGUCAACGGGAUCAAGAACAUCGCCAAGGUCAAUGGGAUCGAGAACGUUGGCGACGGGAUCGGGAACAUCAGCGGUGUCAAGGGGAUCCAAAAUGUUGCCAACGGGAUCGAGAACGGCAGCUUUGGCAGCGGGAUCAAGAACAGGGCCUGCAAUGCCAACGGGAUCAAGAAUGUCAUCAAUGGUGUCAAUGGGACCAAAAACGGGGACAGCGGUGCCAGCGGGAUGGAGAACGAAGCCAGCAGUGCAGUCUGGAUCUAGAACGUCGGUCACCGGAUCGAGAACGUCGCCAACAGUGUCAGUGGGGUGGGAAAUGUCAGCGGCGUUGUCUGGUGGAUCAAGAUGGCUGCCAGUGGUGUCAAUGGGAUCGAGAAUGGGGUCAGGAUGGGGCCCAAGGGGAUCGGGGACGUCAGUGGGAUCAAGACCGGGGUCAGCAGCGUCAGUGGGAUCAAGAACGGGGUCAGGGGGGUCGAGAACGGGGUCAGGGUGGGGCCCAAAGGGAUCGGGAACAUCAGUGGGGUGGAGAAGGGGGUCGGCAGGAUCGAGAACGGCAUCAAGGGGGUCAAGAACGUCAAGUGGGUGUGGAACGGCGUCAUCAGGGUGGAGAACAUUGGGGGUGGUGCCAGUGGGAUGGAGAACAGCGUCAGUCGGAUCUAGAACGGCGUCAGGGGGGUCGAGAACAUCAAGCAGAUGGAGAAGAGCAUCAACGGGAUCGAGAACGGGGCCAGCAAUGGCAGCAGGAUGGAGAACCAUGUGGAGCAGAUCUGGAACGGCGCCUACAGCAUCAAGAGCCGCGUCAACUGGAUCUAGAAUGGCGUCAGCAGGAUCCAGGAGCACGUCAGGCAGAUCUAGAACGGCAUCAAGUGGGCGUAGAACAGCAUCAAGUGGAUGGGGAGUGGUGUCAGCAGUGUCAACGGGAUCGAGAACCACAUCGAGCAGAUCUAGAACAGCGCCAACGGGAUCCAGAAGUGAGUCGGCUAGAUCUAGAGCAGGAUCUAGAACAACAACAACUGGAUGAAGAACGGUGUUGGCGAUGUCAACGGGAUCAAGAACCGCAUCAAGCAGACCGAGAACGGCAUCAGGCAGAUCUAGAACGGCACCAACAGCAUCCAGAAUGGCACCAAAUGGAUCUAGAACAGCAGCAAGCAGAUCUAGAACUGCAUCGACCGGACCUAGAGCAGCAUCAGCGAUGUCAAGAGGAUCGAGAACUGCAUCAAGCAGACCUAGAACGGCACCAACAGGAUCCAGAACAGCAUCAAAUGGAUCAAGAACCGCAUCAAGCAGACCUAGAACAGCACCAACGGGAUCCAGAAUGGCAACAAAUGGAUCUAGAACAGCAGCAAACAGAU
This is a messenger RNA of Phasianus colchicus (ring-necked pheasant), 2125 nucleotides long. The record is from RefSeq and is a predicted model, not a curated record. Lineage: Eukaryota; Metazoa; Chordata; Aves; Galliformes; Phasianidae.